AUGGUCAGGAAUAGCGGCACCAUACGGUUCAAACAUUUGAACGUGAAAUUCAAGGACAGAUUUCAAAAUGAUAUGAUUCAACCUCAAACCCAUUUAAAUGUAGCAGAUAACAGCAGGGCUCGAGAAUUGAUGUGCAUUCAAAUCAUAGGAGCUAGCAAUCUUCUAUAUGCUCAUAUUGGUGAUGUCAUUGUUGCUGUGAUCAAAGAGGCAGUACCCAAUAUGACCCUAGAAAGCGGAGUUGGUGGUGGAAACGGGUUUGAGAGAUUGAGUUUGGGGACGAAGGUGAAGUCCAUAUCAAAAGCCCGCACUCGAAUCCAUCUCCUCUCCACUCUUCUCCCCGAAACCUCCUCAGUUCUCUCGUUCCUUGCCAACUCCGACCGCCCUGCCCGCUCCCUCCUCCUCUCUUCCGCCGCCUAUUCUUCCAUCUCAUCUUCCCUCUCCUCCCCUUCAUCCGGCUCCGACGACGACUCUCUUUGCCUGUGGCUAUACGACACCUUCCUCUCCGCUGACUCCGAACUCCGCCUCGUUGUCCUCUGCUAUAUCUCUCUCCUCUCCUCCUUCUAUCUAUCCCGCAUCCACUCCUCCUCCACCACAUCCGCUAUCUCACCCACCCCUAAUCUCGCCGGCUUCGAAGCUGUCCUUCUUGUCCUCUACUCAUCUGAAGUCAAGGCUCAUUCGGGUAUACCCGUGCUCAUUUCAAUCCCUGAUCUCUCUCAACCUUCUCUUUAUCACUCCUCUCGAAAUCCCCCUUCGAAUAAAUCGAACCCCAUUAACAAUAACCCCUCGUCUCGGCCUCUAGUCGGCGUUCUAUCGCCUCCUCUCGAACCCCAGAUGGCGGUGAAGUCUACUAAACGAGCUUCCAUUGUAGGCAUUGCCCUUGAUUGUUAUUAUAAGCAGAUUUCGCAAAUGCCCAGUUGGUCAAAGCUUGAUUUUUGCAAAUUUUUGGCAGAUUGGGCAAGUCAGGAUUGCCCUUGUAAAUCUGAUUUCGAUGAUUUUACUACCCAAAAACCUGAUAAUUUUACUGAAAGUAGCCAUGGGCUUUCGGGUGACUCGAGGGGUCACAAUGAGAUUGAGGAUGUUGUGGAAGAAAUUCGGCAUUUGCGAAGUGAGGGGAGGGAUGACGAGUUGAGGUCACAGGGGGUGAGAAUUCCGCUGCCAUGGGAGUUAUUACAGCCGGCAUUGAGGAUUUUGGGGCACUGCUUGCUAGGGCAUUUGAUUACAGAGGAUGUGAAAGCAGCAACUUCAGUGGCAAUAAGGAGCUUGUAUGCUGGGCCUCCCAUGACCUGAACCCGCAGGCCAUUUUGGCGACUAGCAGUCUGAUUUAGCUAGAUAACAGGGCACGCGAGGUUGUUGCUGCAGCUGCAGCUGCCAGUGCUACCUCCAAUGCUAAUACACCCACUCAUUAUGCUGAUGCUAUUGGUCCCUGCUAUGGAAUUCCCAAUUAUUGUGAUGUUUGGCAAUUGAACCUGUUGACAGAGGCUUCGGAUUCGGAUUUGGGUCUAGGAUAUUACAAUCUACCAAUCAAGCUACCAUUUUCGCUUGUGAUAUAUUGCACAUUUUAGAGUUUUGGAAGAUGAGUAGCCGAGGCUACUUAUUAGCU
Messenger RNA from Coffea eugenioides, 1600 nucleotides. RefSeq lists its product as uncharacterized. The record is from RefSeq and is a predicted model, not a curated record. Gene Ontology annotation, biological process: translation; phosphatidylinositol phosphate biosynthetic process; protein localization to plasma membrane. Gene Ontology annotation, cellular component: ribosome; plasma membrane. Gene Ontology annotation, molecular function: structural constituent of ribosome. The transcript has 6 exons. The coding region runs from base 1 to 1287 and encodes 428 amino acids. NCBI's taxonomy places the organism in Eukaryota, Viridiplantae, Streptophyta, Magnoliopsida, Gentianales, Rubiaceae.